Ochotona curzoniae (black-lipped pika) is the source of this 2244-nucleotide messenger RNA. It is a transcript of the gene PRCP, whose product is annotated as prolylcarboxypeptidase. Bases 253 to 1743 code for a protein of 496 amino acids. Lineage: Eukaryota; Metazoa; Chordata; Mammalia; Lagomorpha; Ochotonidae. The record is from RefSeq and is a predicted model, not a curated record. Gene Ontology annotation, molecular function: serine-type exopeptidase activity; dipeptidyl-peptidase activity. The transcript has 10 exons. Gene Ontology annotation, biological process: proteolysis; angiogenesis involved in wound healing; negative regulation of systemic arterial blood pressure.
GGCAGGUAGGAGACCGUCAUUAAAUGGUCAAGGUAGCUAUUAUUAACAUGAGGGCUUUGCCUAGCGCGGGGAGUGCGGCCAGGAACUUGGGGUGCCCAGGAUAGGGUUUGGCAGUGAGAGCAAAGAUGGGUGAUGUUCGGUGACUUUGGUUUUUUCUUGCCGGGCAAUGUAGACAGGGAUACGGCAGCGAGGUGUGCGGUACGGCGGAGGUUAGACUCGGCCGUGACCUCCGGGAAGCCGGCAGCCUGAGCCAUGGACCUCGGAGCCCUCUUGUUCCUGCUCGUGGGUUUUCUGGCCCCCGGGGCUGCCAUCAUCCCCCGGCCAGCCCUAAGAACUCUUGGUAGCCUACAUUUGCCAGCCAACCCCACGUCCCGCCCCGCUAUAGCCAACAACUACUCAGUUCUCUACUUCGAACAGAAGGUUGACCACUUUGGGUUUACUUUCAUGAAAACUUUUAAGCAGCGAUACUUAGUAGCUGACAAACACUGGAGGCGAGAUGGUGGAGUGAUACUCUUUUACACUGGUAAUGAAGGUGACAUCGUCUGGUUUUGCAAUAAUACGGGGUUCAUGUGGGAUGUGGCUGAGGAGCUGAAAGCUAUGUUGGUAUUUGCUGAGCAUCGCUACUAUGGGGAAUCCCUACCCUUUGGUGCCAACUCCUUCAAGGAUUCCAGAUACUUGAAUUUUCUAACAUCAGAACAAGCUCUGGCUGAUUUUGCAGAGUUAAUCAAACACUUGAAAACAACAAUACCGGGAGCUGAAAAUCAACCUGUCAUUGCCAUUGGGGGCUCUUAUGGUGGCAUGCUUGCAGCCUGGUUCAGAAUGAAAUACCCUCAUAUGGUAGUUGGAGCUCUUGCAGCUUCUGCCCCUAUCUGGCAGUUUGAGGAUUUGGUGCCUUGUGGGGAAUUUAUGAAGAUCGUAACUACAGAUUUUCGGAAAAGUAACCCAGGUUGUCCAGAGAGCAUCCGCAGGUCUUGGGGUAUCAUUGAUCGCAUCUCAAACACAAGCCAUGGAUUGCAGUGGCUUACCGAAACCCUUCACUUAUGUGGUCCAUUAACUUAUCAAGACAUCCCACAUUUGAAAGAAUGGAUUUCUGAAUCCUGGGUGAAUCUGGCAAUGGUGGAUUAUCCUUAUGCAUCUGACUUUUUACAGCCUUUGCCUGCAUGGCCCAUCCAGGUAGUGUGCCAGUAUUUGAAAGAUCCCAAUGUAUCCGAUUCACGGCUGCUGCAGAAUGUUUUCCAAGCUCUGAAUGUGUAUCACAAUUAUUCAGGCCAUGCAAAAUGCCUGAAUAUUUCAGAGACAGCAACCAGCAAUCUUGGAUCCCUGGGCUGGAGCUAUCAGGCCUGUACAGAAAUGGUCAUGCCCUUUUGUACUAAUGGUAUUGAUGACAUGUUUGAACUUCAUCUGUGGAACUUGGAAGAGUUUUCUGAUGAAUGUUUUAAACAAUGGGGUGUGAGACCAAGGCCCUCCUGGAUCACUACCUUGUAUGGAGGCAAAAACAUCAGUUCACACUCAAAUAUAAUUUUUAGCAAUGGUGAGCUAGACCCCUGGUCAGGAGGUGGAGUCACCAAAGACAUCUCAGACACCCUGAUUGCGAUCACCAUCUUGGAUGGAGCCCAUCAUCUAGAUCUGCGAGCCAACAACGCAUUCGAUCCCAAGUCUGUCCUGUUAGCCCGCACCUUGGAAGUUAAAUACAUGAAGCGGUGGAUCCAAGAGUUCUAUGGCAGCUUGCAAAGGCAACACUGAGCAACUUCUGAUCAUUUUCAGUUUUUUGCUUGUAUGUUCACUUCCACCCACAUUCCUGUUCAUUUUUGGUUUUGUACAUAUAAUAACUGCCCCUUUUUUAUCAUUAGAUUUAGUGGGCUUCAAUAGAAGAGACCGAUUUCCCAGGCCCCCACUGUUUUUGCGGCAUCUCCAGGAAGGAUCUCUGUGACUGCCCUCCCCCACACCAUCAGUGACCUUCACAAUGGAGAUUUCCUGACAGCCUUUCCUACUGGGAGGGGCCCACUUUGUUUCUCCACGAGUAGGGAUGUCCCCUUGAAUUUGAGGCUGAAACCACUUUGGCCUGUCUGCAAGUGCCCAAUCCCUGUCCUAUGAAUAGGAAAAGUAAAAGAUAGAUUGAAAUGAUGUCAUCGCAGCUGGUAGGAAGGAUGUCUGAUGCCAAUCCAAGAAAUGAGUGCCAUUUCUUUUUCAUGUGAUUUUCUGAUCUUGAAUUGUGCCAUAAAUAAAGAAAAAGGCUGGACCUUA